UGGAAAGGCCUGAGGCCUACAUCCUAUCUCUCUCUCUCUCUCCCCUUCGAUAUAUAUUCAUGAUAAAAACGUUAUAAACUCGAUGUCCUUUCUCAUCAGCUCGUCUUUGCAACAGGGUCUUAGCGAGUUUUUUGCAAUGUAUGUAAGUAACCUUAUUAAGCAGGCACUCUAAUACGUUAAUGGUGAAAAUGCGUCGUUUUUGAUGAUCAGAGUUUGAGUUGUCAGUAUGUCUUCUCCGUAGCAAUAACAGGUAUAUAUAAACACGUGUGAGGUGUAGAUAGCUGUCCCACAAUGAUUUUAUCCGCCGCUGCACAAUACCAGCUCUCAAAUAUCAAAAACAAUUUAUCUGAACUGUUUUUAAAGGAUACAUAAUAAAUAAUUUGCUGCUUGUUAGUGUAGCGUGCUUAGUUUGGUUUAGUUGUGUGAAUAUCGGUUUCCGAUAUGGUCUUUUUAGGAACUGAGCUUCAGAAACUGAAAAUAAUUUGGCUGGCCGGGUUUCAGUCACGUAUAGUUUCCCCCCGCAACUGUAAUCGCUACUUUCCUGUAAUGUCAGAUGUCAUUUCGCACCGGAACUAGAUAGAGAGUCCGGCUUCCUUACUUUUCGGAGCUGAUUCGCGCGCCACAAGACAAAGUUAUCCGUUAGUGCUCCGGACAUACGUGGGCGGUGUCUCGAGCUGCGGCCGCGCAACUGUUGAUAAACAAUACCCGAGCUUCGGAUAUCAACAGCGCGUUUCGAACGCCAGAACAGCUGAUUAGACGACACUCACAGGGCGACCCCAUUCUGGUCAGCUGAGCUUGUUCGUUGCAUUGUUAGAGUUUGUUUUUCCGCUAAACAUUAAAUGAGUGAACUCAGAUCGCACAAUAGUAUGGACUACGGUUGGAUUAUCUAGUUUUCCCAAAAUAAAAGGCCAAAUCGAAGAAGAAGAGGAACCGGAUAAAUACCGUUUAUUAAAAAUGCGUUUUAUUGGAUACUUCCUGAUUCGCCGUUUGUUCAGUUGUUCGAGUGAACCGAUACAAAAAAGAGCUGAUCUUCACCUGUUUGAAGCAUCCGAUGCUGCGACCUUAGUACAGGUUACUGGAACCUUUAAGAUACACGAGAACUUUGUAUCUAAGGAAGAGGAAAAUCGUCUUAUUGAAGAAAUCGAACCUCACCUCAAGAGACUUCGUUAUGAAAAAGACCAUUGGGACAAUGCUAUUGUCGGCUACAGGGAGGUCGAGCGCAAGCAUUGGUCAAAAGAAAACCUACAGGUAAUGAAGCAAGUGCGCGAACUGUGCUUUGCUCCUGAUGCCCUUCAUCUGCCAAUGGUCCACUGCCUCGAUGUUUCCAAAGAAGGCGAGAUUAAACCACAUAUAGAUGCCGUACGGUUUUGUGGAAGCACAAUUGCCGGUCUUUCGCUGAUGUCCAAUGUCGUUAUGCGUUUGGCUCUCGAAUACGACAGUUCUUGCUGGGUCAAGAUUCUCCUUCCACAGAGGAGCGUCUAUGUAAUGUCAGGAGUCGCCCGGUACAAUUAUACUCACGCAGUUUUAGCUGACAAGCAGUCCAUAUUCAAAGGACAGCGUGUUCCCAGGGAACGACGAAUAUCCGUGAUGUUUCGCGUUGAGCCGGAAGAGGCGAUAUCUGGAUAGACUAGAUUAUUUUGGUUAGAAAUUGUGGCAAGUAAGCUUUAUAUAAGGAGAUGUUUUAAUAAUAAUCUAGUAAAUUUUAGAUAUCAUACAUAAUUAUUUUCAAGUUGUUUUUAUUACGAACUUAAUGUCAGCCUUUCUUAGUGCGAUUUACAUAUUCUCUAGUUUCUUAAGCACCAAAGAGUUAUGACUAACGAAGGAUAGAGCGCACGUGACUUAGAAUACUUACAUAUAACAGGAUAGAAGAAUUGUAAAUAUUAUGCCUAUAGUGAGUAGUUUUCUGUAAUUUCCUUUAAAUUCUCAUUAAGCAUUGCAACACACGGCUUUGGGACCAGUUAGCGAAGUAUAAUGUGUCCACUGCCGUAUUCAAACUCCAGCUAGCUUAUGUUUACGCGCAGGCCGCAGGAAAAUUCCACAGCGCUGCGCUGUAAUAGGAGUGAACCAAUCAUUAUCAACGAUAGACCGACGACUGACUUAACAAUUUAGCUCUAACAACGAUGUAUUUUUGCAACGCUAUGAGCUGUUCCUUUCGUAGAAAGAUCAAAAUCAAUUGAUUAAAAUUCGCUGUAACAGCAGUUUCAACGGUUUCUAUUAUUGUAAAAUACAGUAUAGUAUAUAUCUCAUUAAAAGGCUUAUCUUCGCGCCGGGUUUGAUAUAGUUGUUAAACAUCACCUAAAUGUAUUAUUAAACAAAAAUAUAAAAUGCCGCAAUUAUAAUUAACCCUCCUCCGUUAUAAUCGUCAAGAGCUUUACCUCGUUGUUAGUCGCGUUAGUGAUUUUUUAUUCUUACAGCUCUUGGUAUCACAUGAGAAGCAUAGUAAAUAAAAAUACUUGUAAAAACACGUAUCUCUCAUCACCACACCAUUAAUCAUACUGUAGGAUGAAUUGAACCAAUGGAUUAGACAUCUGAUGAGUGCACAACGCAUUGUUCUAAAUACUUGUUUUUAUUCUAAACAAUUCGUUGCUCAGACAUUACCUUCAUAAUCGAGUUUUGUCUUAGUAUUUUAUGAUAAACCGGGGGUGUACGGGUGUCUUUGGCAGUGAGUAUUGUUUUUGAAGUUAUUCGACAAAAGUUAAGGUCGAAUACGAAAUACUUCUCGUACGUGCUAUGACAACAAAGUUGCUUCAACAAUAAGUCUAUAUUAUUUUAAUUUGUUGUACUUAUAUUUUUAUAAAUUACAAUUAAAAAAUAAAGCUUCUCGUUUAGAAUAGUGAAUGGCUUACCUUAAACUUUGUGUCCCUAACCGUUAAUAUUCAGGCCUGACGUUCCUUUAUAUAUUAUUUAAACAUGGCUACUAAAAUUUGAUACAUGGGAUGUCCGAUAUUUCAUGUGGGGUCAAAAGAGAAGAAGAAAUGUUAAGGAGCGAUGUGGACUUGUUAAAUAUAUAUAAAUAUUAGUUAUAUUUGCUCAUAAAGAAAGAGGACAGAUUAUUUAUAAAGGCUACUUGUUGCGAAAUGGUCCCAACGUGUAUACUUGUGUAGGCCAUAACAAAAAGUAAGUUAAGAUUAAUGUUGUUUGGGUAGAACGUUCUAUUGUCAGUUAUAAACGCUUGAUGUGAACAUGCGUGUAUUCUUUAACUGAUAAUCUAAAAUGGGUAAAAAAAAUCUGUUUUCUUUUUUGUCGAUCGUUUUGUACGGGAACUGGAAACGUAGUUAUAAUCACUGUUAUUCACGAAAAUAAUAUUUCUAUAGGUAGGACAAUUACCUUAGGAUAAAUAAGACGCUGUACCUUUAGUUGUCAUAACUUCUUUGCUAAUCGUUUACAGUCAACACAAGUCUACAUAUUUAUUUUACGGACGACCGCGAAAAAUAGGCUCAAGUCUUACUACGAAACGAAUUCUAUAAAAUUUUGCAAAGAAGCCACAAGUCACCAGACAGUUUGAAACAAAACUUCUUGAAAAUCAAAGAAUCUCCAUUUGACAUUUGCUGAAGACAAAUAGAUAUGCAGACUGUUGCGGUAAAUUUAGGAAAGGCAUUCCAAAGCCAAUUUGUAUUCCUAUGAGAGUGCAAGCAUGCUACUGGGUAUUCCGAUAUUAGUUAAUAAAACCAUUUGAAAAACCACAGUAGUCAUUGUUACACCUAGAGACAUACGCCAGCCUUAUUGCAGUGUAACAUAGUACUAUGGAAAUAUAGAAAUAGCUUUAGGAUUUUGUUUAUAUCCUUAUUGCGGGGCCUGCUCCGCUGAUUUAUCUUUUA
This is a messenger RNA of Varroa destructor (honeybee mite), 3818 nucleotides long. RefSeq names its product RNA demethylase ALKBH7, mitochondrial. Gene Ontology annotation, biological process: DNA damage response; fatty acid metabolic process. Lineage: Eukaryota; Metazoa; Arthropoda; Arachnida; Mesostigmata; Varroidae. The record is from RefSeq and is a predicted model, not a curated record. Gene Ontology annotation, cellular component: mitochondrial matrix.